CUGCCUUCCACAUAAGCAGGUUUCCCAUAAGCGUCCCUCCAGACCCCGCCAGAUGAUCGAUGGAGCUCCAUCUCUUCACGUGAACAUCACUGAAACUCAAGAGUUAGGAGGGACAUUGGUCUGACCUUGGAAAACCCAUGACGACGAACCAGGAAACCAUCAGUGCAGGGUCCAAAGACUGACACGUGAUCCGCGGAGUACUUGGACAAACAUCACGUGAUGUCCAACAAAGAAGGUAUUCGUUGAGCCCUUCGACGACACUCUUUCAUCCAACCAAGGGCACCCAGGGGAACUGCGACGCUUGUACACUCCUAUAACAUCGAAUAAGAUACCUUGCUCGUACUCCGCUACCUGAGCCGCCCAGGACGUUAAGCCUGAGUAGGUAAAAGCACACAGAGGGACGACAUCAACACAGGAGCACACAGUCUGUGUGCCAAGGCUCAGGCUUUUACAUAAUGGACUUCUACCACCAGCUUGCCUGCAUAUGCGCCAUCUUGUCGUGUUUCCUUGCUCUGCUGUACGGAAUUUCUCGCUUCAUGUCCAAAGGCAUGGCUUCGACACCUGAAUUUGAUCUCAAGAUGGAAAGGUCGUCACAGUGGGAAGACGUCAGGAAGAAAAUGCACGAAGCCAUUGCGGCGGAAGACGAGGCUCGUGUUCUAAAGUGCCUGGAUGCUGCACCUGCUUUGAAACUUUGGCUGGAUCCUGUGAAAGAAAAAUCAGCUCGUUACAGAGCUGUUAAAAAGAAAGCCAUCCGUAUACAUGGCCUCUUAGUCUCGCGUGGAUGUGGACUCAAGAACGACAAAGAAGCAUCGUAUUAUCAAUAUCUGACAGGCGUUCAUCGAGCUGAAAUUCGACGGCAACGAUACUACACCAAAGAAUGCAAAGAAUCCUACAUCUAUUACUUGAAAAGCAAAUCAAGGAGCCACGUCAGAUGUGAUGACCUCGAGGGGCGAUUGGAGAAGAUGUUCAGGGAACUUUCAACCGACCAAUUAAACGAGAAAAUAUUGAAAGUUGUUGCCACAGCACCGCAUCUGGAUAUACUAUUCGACUACAACAGUGAAAACGUUCAGGGGAUCACGGGGUGCAGCGGCAGCCGCGUUCUCGGACUUACUGAUUACGAAAAGCAAAGAAUUUCUAUCGGAGGCGGAGCAACGGAAGCCGAAGUCCGGGGCACGUUUAUUCACGAAUCUUGUCAUAUGGCACUUCAUCUGGUGUAUAAAAAUGACGGCAAGCCGUAUUUCCGCGAAGAUACCGAAAUGAAACGGCGAUACAGAGCCAUUCUGGAUGACAUAAAACGAAGAAAAAACGAUGUGGAUGUCUUGAUCCGACUAGCUUUGGUGAAAAAUGAAGAACAAGAAGCGAUUGUUCGUAUCCCACACAUACUAACUCAAUAUGGCAGCGAUCAUGGAAAUAGGGUUCUCGAAAAGGAGGUACCGGAACUACGAAAGUUCUUCGAGGAUACUGUCAUCCCGGACAUGCAGAAAUACAUUCAAAAUGGAAUCCCGUCGAUAGAUGCGACAAUGAUAGAAAAGGAAAACGCGAGACUCAACAAAGCUUUCAACAUUGGCAACCUCAAUCUCCAGUUCGACAAACCAAUAAAGAGCAGUGCCUGGGAGAAGGGGUUGCUUCACGUAGUUACGGGCCCAGAACUGAGGCUUCUCGAAAUAAUGGUUCACAACGCUGUGCAAUCUACGGGACUUCCGUACAUGUUUUUCGAUGCAAAACAGCUGGACUCCGCACUGGAGGAUGUGUUACUAGACUACAAAUAUGCGUUUGUGCUUGUAACGGUCCAUCCAAACGAAGACGUCCGAAAGAUGAUUAAACAUUUCGGUGAAGCAUCCUGUGUCACUGGAUCAAAAGUCAUCUUGCUUGUGGAAGACAGUGGUAAAGACAACUUGGUGAAACAAGUGCAAGAAGAUGCAUUCUUUGGCGAGAGGCACAAAGUUCACAGCAUCGACGAAGCAAGCUUUGCGCACGUCACGGAUAGCUGCAAAAAAUGGAUUUUCGAAAAUUCCCGCGUAAAACUUCAGGACCAAGACCUUUCUAAGCUUUCGGACGCAACGAAUAUAGAUACCUUCAUACGUUGCGUAGACACCCCUGUUUUUCUAAAGCUCUGUGAAUCAAUGAACAUUGACGUGGGACCUCCUCUUCAUGAACUAGAAGAACGUGUUCAGAUCUAUUACGUGGAAAGAGAGUGUAGAAGAGCCGUGGAAAUUAACUUGAAAGAAUACAAUCUAGGCGAUGAGAGUGAGGCUUUCGCACUUCUGGGCUGUACACACAAUCAGGUCGCAACACUUCUACCUCGGGGUUGUGAGCCAAAAGCCAAGGAGGAAUUAAGGAAGUUCGAGAAAUUCGUACUCCUCCAAGAAUCACGUGACUACGAAGCCCUCCUGGAAAAUGUUCACUUCCCAAACAAAGUAGUGCACCUGCUAAAGUUCAACGAAUCUCGUAAAAGACUCUUGUGGACAAAAUCAAAUGGUCCUCUCAGUCACCUUCCAAUGACGGGAAGUGAGAGUUACACGGAGGACGCGUUGUUAAACGUAAACGAGAAGGUUGUCAUUGUGUCUGGUGUUCCAGGUAUGGGAAAGAGUGUGCUGGCAUCUCGGUUGUGCACACGGUUACAAAGUCAAGACAAGAAGCGGUUGGUGCUCUACGUCGACCUUCUUCAGAGAAUGGCAUCUGUUAAAACGGCGCUGCUGAGUCUGGAAUAUCUAGCGGAUCUGUGCCAGGUGCGAAAAGAUGGUCUCGAGUUCGCUUUGUUCGAGGAAAGCUUGAAGAAUGGUAGCCCUUUCGAGGUCGUCGUUAUGUUGGAUGGCUUCGAUGAAGUCAAUGAGAAAUGUCGCAAGUGUGUGCUGAACCUUAUUCUGUUUCUAGCUAACAAAAAAAUUUACAAGGUGUACCUAUAUACUCGCACUGUGUGUAAAUCCCAUGCACAAGAUGUCUUGCAGACGGUGUCAUAUGAUAUCGUUCCUUUUUCUGAUGAAAACCAGAAUGAUUUCCUCACAAGAUAUAGAGCCCAAAGAGAAACUCCAGCGACCAGCAAUGAGGCAUUUCUGCAAAAAUUCCAGCAACUGUACGGGACAUUGAAGAAGAAAAACAAGAAAAUCCUGGAAACCCCUCUCCUACUUCGUAUGAUGGCUCAGAUAGAGAGUGGGGAAAUUACAAAGUCGGACGAUUACUCUUCACUUCUUAAUAUUGCUGACAUUUGUGGCGGCGGUAUAUACACUGUACACAUCUACAUGAUGUUUGUCGAGUACAAGCAUCUUGUGCACAGAAAAGAGAAAGUGAAGGAAGACAUCUCCCGAAGUACUGUGCGAGGGGACAACCAUGACACGAAGUCUCCAUUCUACGUAAACCAUGGUCUGCUGGCUCUGAAGUGUAUAUUUCCUCAGGAUAUAUUGAAAACCUUAUUGAAUGAAGAUGAAUCAGACCAGUUAGAUCCCGAAGGAAGUUUCAUCACCGGCGUUGAUUCUUUCAAAGAAGGUUUUGUGAAUAGAAUUAACGAUGGAGGAAUUCCCGAGUUCGUUCAUAAGACCUUCGCCGAAUUUUUCGCAGCUCACUACCUGUUGGAAAAGGCAAAAGGAAGAAAAAAAUCCAGGUUUAGGGAAAAUGUUGUCAGAUUGUAUGGUAAAAAAGACUACGAGGGUGUAAUGAUGUUGUUCGAUGGACUGGCGUCGGCGUCCUAUCCACUUCACUCUGCUGUGAUGAACAACGACUCUUCAUAUUUUGAGCAACCCGGUGUCAAAAGAGAGGAUAUGUUCGAAGUCGAUGAGCUCGAAAGAACUGCAUUGCACGUAGCAGCCCUGCAUUCUGAUGAAGCAACAUUGAAGAAGCUUCCGAUGGAUGAUGAACUGAUCAUGGAUGAUUUGUUUAAAGUGUCACCAUUCGAGUACAUAGAACUCUUUUCCCCAUUGGAGGCAGAGUGGAUGAAAGAUCUGUGGGACGCGUAUUUUAUGAAAUAUUUGAAAAAUUAUUUGGGGACUGAGAUUUCAGCUGUGAGAGACAAACUCGACGUAUUAUGCGUUCGAUGCAGUGAGGAAGCAGUAAGACGUUCUACCGAAAAUCUGCGCAGGUGCGAAACCUUCGAGCAAAAGAUACAUUUUCUAGAGCGAGCAAUAUACACAGCUGUGAUCUACGACCUACCAGGCGUUUUGGACGUGUAUCUGAGCUAUGUGUCCCCGAAAGAGAGUACCGUAAUCCUAGACAGAGACAUUAUGGACCAAUUAGAAUCACGGAAGAAACGAAGCUUGAGAUGUUCUGCAGAGUCUUCGGUAAUUGGAAACCUUGAUGGUUUUAGAGACUUCUGCAAUAGAACUGUCCCUUUUCACGCAAAGUCUGAGGCUGUUUGUCAAAUGCUCCUUCCUUACUGCGAUAUGAGAAUUCUUGAUAAGCAUGGAAACACAAUAUUGCACAUUAGCGCAUAUGAGAAAAAUCUGGAGACAACACAGUUUUAUCUCGCACAUUUAUCCGCUAACAAUGUAAAUGGAUCCUUUCAAAGUUCUUUGCACUUGACUAAAGAUGAAGAGAUUGCCAAGGUACUUUGUCGUUAUCCCUCAAGAAAUUCUACAGAUCAUCAUCAACGAACUCCGUUGGAUAUAUAUGCACAGAGAGAUGAUUUGGAGGCCGUGAAGUUGUUACUACUUCGCACUCGGACAUGUGAAGCACAUCGCAUCAAACCGAACACAACACUUCAUGUGGCUUCUCAUUCUCUUUCCCUUAAAGCUGUGACGUUUCUUCUACCUCACACAAAUGCGCACAUGCUUAACUGCAGACGAAAAACGUGCUUAGACUCUGCUAGGACAAGUUUCGAACAUAGGGAGCGUUCGAUGUCCAACGUUGUGAGGUGUCUCAUCCCACACUCGCUCGUGAACUCACCUGAAACGUUCGGCUCAUCACCGUUGUACCUCUGGGCGAAAGAUGGUAGAAGGGAAUUGGUGCAAACUCUAUGGCCUUAUUUGCGACACAGUGACCCUAGGCAUGCACAGAGGAUCAGCAGAAGCUCCGUGUAUGUGUGGAUGAACAGUUAUUUCCAAAAAGAAAUUUGGUGUCUGAAACUCCUCUUCCUCCACUUAGAUGUCGUCGCUGGUGAUCCUUAUAGCCGUAAACUGCUACAUGAUGUGACCAAGAGGCUACGUAGUAUACAAGAAGUAAAUGAUAUUAAUUACAUGAAGCUGUUACUGCCGCAUUUAAAUCUCAGUGAGCAGGAUUAUGCAAAAUGCAGAGUAGAAAAUGAUGACAUCGUUACCUUAUAUCGGAGAUGGUCGCACAUGAAUAACACCGAUGAUCGACACAUUGACGAUGUCGACACGGAAAUGGUCGAUGACGAUGGCAGUACAAAGUUUCUAAUAGAAGCAGAGGAAGGUAAUGUGGAGGCUGUGGAACUUCACCUCUCACCUUCAUCCGUGUGUUUUACAGAUGAAAACGAGAACACUGCAUUGCACUUGAGCGCGUCGAAGGGACACACAAAUGUGGUGAAGCUUCUCAUUCCUUUUUAUACAUCAGUGGAAGUGAUCAAUGUGUUUCAGAGAACGCCCAUGCAUGUCUGUGCCUCAAAGGGACACCUGGACGUUGUAAAGUUGUUAUUACUCCGCUCUAGAAUGAGUUCCCGUGACGAGGAUGGACGGACACCUCUUCACUGGGCCUGUGAAAGUGGUGCCGUUGAUAUCGUGAACUUCCUUCUUCCGCACUCGUUCCCUAAUAUGCGCGACGCGUGCGGUUUCACGUGCUGCGCUCUUUCCACCGAACGAAAGAAAAUGAAUGUUCUGAGGUGCCUCAUCCCACACUGUCUUAUGAACUUGCGUACUAAAUACGGCGAAUCACUAACGCGAACCUGUGCACAAGGUUAUAUGAGAGAAGGGUUGGUGACAUUAUUGCCGUAUUCCUGUGAUUAUGAGGCUGCGAGUUUAUUGACGCCUUCCUGGCUGCGAAUACGGGAGGACGAUACGAGUAUGGAAGAUACGCCUUGUCUGAAACUUAUGGUUGUUCUCCACUCAAAUGUCAGGGCACUAGAUGCGUGUUUCCGUAAAACACUCAGCUGCAUUAGAAAGUAUUAUGGUGGAAAGAGUGAUUUAACCUCGCGUCGAAAAAAGAAUGAGAUAUCACUACUCCUGAACUAUAUUUCUUUCUUGCUUCCGCAUACAAAUGUUCCUGCUAAGGAGGGUGAAGGUAAGAAACUAUUACAAGAAGCCCUCCAAAGUAGUCAAGAUCCCGGAUUGAUUAGCGUGCUUCAGAAAUGGCUCGCAUGAGUGACAUUCAUUCAUGAUGCUGACAAUUGUUUGCAUCGAGUGGUACCGAGCUGUCAGUGGACAUGAGCUCUGCAGAUGGUAUCGCAGUUUUAAUAGAGCUUUCAACAGCAGUAUACUUAGUCCUUGCCUUCUUCUGGGAAAGCACAAAUAUUCAGCCAGAGUCAAAAAUAAAACAAAAAAUCACUUUUGUGAUGGCCGUGGCUAACGCAAUUUUUUCUUCUUCUUGUUCCUUAUGUUACAAAGCACUGUUCCGUUGUAGAUUCAUAAGGUGAUUUGAAAAUGUGUAAAAAAUGUGUUUAUUCCUGAUGUGCUUGUUAUAUGAUUGGCUACAUUAUACCACAGCAUGAGAAUACGGCUGCGUGUGAUUAUGUUUAUAUGGUGCGUCUCACCUUUAGUCGAUGUAACUGAAAUAACAGCGAUUAAGCACCAGGUUCUUAAAACAAGUUGGUCAGUGUUAUAUCUUUUUAGGGUGGUAAUGGAUUGUCAUCAAUGUUAGUCGAAAGGUGUGUGAAGUUUAAUCCAUCAAGCAGGGUGAUACGCUUCAACACUAGAUAUAUAUGCUUCCUAACUUUACCCGCCCUGGUGUCAAAUGUAUAUUCCCAAAUGUCAAAUGUAAAUGAAAUAGUGUUUUUUGCACAUUGGAGAAGGCUCAAUUCAAAUUAUUUUGGAAGUCUCACUUCGCUGCAGAAUUGUGUAAAAUAACUAUUGUCCAGCGAAACACAUGUGCGAGAUACUCGUACUUUUAUUACGACCGAAUAAAUGUACAGGUUCCAAACUGCUUUGCAGUUAUCAUUACAUAUUACAGUGUAGUUACAGAUUACGGAACAUAUUACUUUGAGGUAAUCAAGAUUGUGUAAAAGAACCGCGACUGAUCCAAAAAUACCCGUCAGAAAUUUGAUUUGUGUUCGUGUGAUGAAAGGAUUGCAUGCAGUUGUCCUUGUAAGUAAUAUGUCCACUUAGAUGUCAUCAAGAGAUCCAGGAGGGAAGAGAAUUCGGUAAAGAAAUAUAAAGGGAAAUGUCCCAGGAGGAGAGCCGCCCAUAUUUCUAACAGAGACUGUUAAUCAAGCCAAUGAAGAGCAAUAAGUGGCGUUAUCUUGGCUCAAAACAAGUAAGGCGCGUCAUGUUAGAAAAUGACCAGCAUGUCAUUGUUAUUGAGGUUUGAAGCAAUGUCGCCCAUAAAAUUACUUUCUCGAAUUGCUUAGUGAACGAUGAUGCUUCGCUGGCGUUACAUUGGUCUACAACCGUAACAAACUGUCAAUAUAGCCAGUUUUCAACCACUGCUUGUAAUUUAAUAUUCCCAAAACAUGUUAGAAAAACCGGAAUACUAUUGCUAAAAUUUAACUUGUGGUCCCACGAAGUAUUCUGGCAACAACUAUUUCUUAACUUUUUGGUCGAUAUGUUCUCAGUGAUGGGUUGUUCUGUAGGACUACCCGAAUCCAAGACCGAGCGAGAUCCUACUAUCUCACCACCGCGUGCCACCAUGGCAGAGUUUCAGUAUCUACACAGAUAAAUAUAAGAAUAAAGCCGAAAGAAAAAAUGCAUUGUACCGUGAUGCCUUCCCGUUGUCGUGCUGCAAUUCAAACCAAUUAAAACUCGACCGGAGUGGUAGUUACUAUAGCAACAGAGAAUUCGUAUUCUACAUUGCUCACCACGGGCUUGCAACAUUGGAUCAAUAUUGGCAGUUUCAUUGGCGUAUUAUCGGACCGAGUUGCAUGACCUAUAUACUGGACCAAAGUAACUUAUAUUGGCUGCCAAUUUUGGACCGAUAUGGGACCAAUGAUGGCGUGCUGUUUGUAUAGUUAUGUUUACAGUUACGAAAUAAAUCUUCGAAGGCAUGUUGUGCUUGCACCACAUCACGUAAAACUGCUUUCAUAUCGUGCAUUCGUGUGGCCCUAACUCGAAUACGCAUCGGCCAUAUGGGAUCCCCAUCAAGAGUACUUAAUUCAAGCAUUAGAGUCAGUUCAAAACAGGGCGAUGCGCUUCAUUACAUCUAACUAUUCCAGAGAUGCAAGUGUUUCACGUGUAAAGAAAAACCUUGACGUUGAUCUUCUCUCGUCAAGACGGUUGAUAGCCAGGCUGUGUCUCUUCCAUAAAAUUUUUAACAACACAAACGCUCUCGAUCGUCUCCUAGUCCCUGCUAACUAAAUUUCAUCUCGUCUGAACCACAUCCAUAUGAUUAAGCUUCCCCAUUGUAAUAUCACUUCCUUUCUAAGAGCAUUCUUUCAUAAAACAACUGGCGAUUGGAAUCUUCAGGCUGAACACGUUGCAUGUACACAGGGCCAUUCAGGUUUUAAGGCUGUCCUCUUCCAAACCACAUCUUCAUAUUCAUACAUGUUCUUCCCAUGGUACAUCUGGUCUUCUUCCCUUGUCAGCUUGAUAUUUCUUAUUUACCUUUCUUUUGUACUUUUUGUAAUACUUUUGUUGUGUGUUUCUAUGAUACUUUUUCUUAUGUGCUACUCACCAGUCUGUUAUGCAAUACCCUCUGGGGGUCUUUAACGUACUUAAAGAUUUCAAAUAAAGUCACUUAGAUCUGC
Ornithodoros turicata is the source of this 8779-nucleotide messenger RNA. RefSeq lists its product as uncharacterized. Gene Ontology annotation, molecular function: protein binding. The record is from RefSeq and is a predicted model, not a curated record. Lineage: Eukaryota; Metazoa; Arthropoda; Arachnida; Ixodida; Argasidae. The transcript is spliced from 5 exons. The coding region runs from base 456 to 6245 and encodes 1929 amino acids.